Micromonas commoda is the source of this 7329-nucleotide messenger RNA. RefSeq lists its product with no specific name. Lineage: Eukaryota; Viridiplantae; Chlorophyta; Mamiellophyceae; Mamiellales; Mamiellaceae. The transcript has a single exon. Bases 1 to 7329 code for a protein of 2442 amino acids. The record is from RefSeq and is a predicted model, not a curated record.
AUGACGCGUCCGCUCGGGGGAGACGGCCGUCGCGUCCACCGUGGAUCGAUGCGGCCCGAUUCACGGCUCGUCGUCUUCGUCACGAUCGCGACGCUGACGCGCGUCGCCGGUCAGGCGCCUCCUCCUCCUCCAGCCUCGGGUGGGAACGUCACGGACCCCAACGCCCCGCCCGCGCCACCCGCGGCGCUGACCAUCGAGGAGAUGAAGACGCGCGCCGCCGAGAAGCUCAUCUCCGUCCCUCGGUUCACGAAGGGCGAGGAGCAGUGCUACUUCUUCCUCCGAUCCGACCCCUCGGUGCAGCCCAUGGCGGACCGUUUCUUUCUCCUGCCCCCCGGGCGGACGUGGGGCAACGUGCCGUUCAGCGUCUUCAACUUCACCGACGAGGAUUUCGGCACCGGCUUCGCGCCGACAGGCCCGGAGGAGCUCAUCGUGGAUUUCGAAGUGGUCUUCACUCCGAUCGGGUCCAAGGUGACCACCGAGGACCUGUACCUCACGGACGAGAAGGGCUCGGUCGAUUCGCGGAUGUUUCGAGUGCUGCCGUCGAUGCCGGGGGACCCAAACGAGGUGAGCAAGACGUCGACGCCCUACGCGCGGAUCGACAGGUCCUCCGCGGCGCACGCCGACGACGUUCUGACCACCAUGUCCACCGCGGGGAACGUCAGCGCGAUACUGAAGCCCGACCUUCCGGGUACCUACAUGGUCCUCGUCACCGUCCUGGAUUCGUGCAACGUCACCGCGCAAGCGGUGAGCAACGUGACGGCUUUUUGCGCGCACGAGCCCGUGCCGCGCGUGGGCAACGAGACGUCCGGGGUGAUGUACUGGCGACAGGCCGAGGCGAUGAAGCACGCGACGGAGACGCACGCCAUGGGCUGGUGGCCGCCGCUGCGUCUGGACGGAUCCGCGACGCUCCUCGCCGACGUUCGUGAGCAGUACUACUACGCCCAUAAACAAGCGGUGGACGCGUUGGUGUCGGCGACUGCGAUAUUCGACGGACCGACCCCGGGUGGACCGGGCGCGACGCAGGUGACGAUCGUGAACAACGGCGCACCCGCGCCUCCCGCGCCCCCGCCGCCGUCCGACAGCCCGUUGAGGUUCAGGGAGGAAUGGAAGCAGUGGACGAGCGCCCCCGCGUGGGACGCCCCGUUUAACCCGGCCGACGGGCUCGUGUACGGUUGGUCGCUCAAGGGUGCUCCGCACGGGAGCAACGCGUGGCGUCGGUACUUUCGGACCGGCAACGAGACCGAGUCGCCGAAACGUACAAACGCCGCGGGUUUCGCCUACCUCCACGCCGUCGCGCCCGAGGACGGCUUCCUCCCCGUCGUGGAGGAUCCCCGGAAUUUUCUCGCCACGUUUCAACCCGACGUCGUCGGCGCGUAUCAGUUCCAGCUCGACGUGAGCAACGUGUGCCACCAGCGGACGUUCAAGUUCGAGACGACGUUCGAGUGCAACGCCGCGCCGGUCCCUGGCGCGUUGACUUCUCCUAAAGACGUCGGUCUGUGCCUCGCGAGGCAGGAGAUUAAGAGCAACGCGAGCGACCCGGACGGCGAUGAAGUUUUCGUGCUGUGGAACCGGGCGUUUGGACCCCGGGGCAACGCCAGCGCCGUCUUUCCCGACGGCACCCCGACCGGCGCCAGGGACGCGAGCGCGGGAAUGUUCCUCUCGGAUCACACCGGCGACGUCACCGGCUUCAUGCCGGACGUGCCCGGCGAGUACAGCCUGCGAAUGACGGUGACGGACGGGUGCCUCGUGACGGCGGCGGGGGUGGACGUGGUCGUGGAAUGGUCCGCGGAAUGCGCCGACGCGGGAGCCACCGCGGCGAUGUUCCUGACCGUGCUUCCCGCGCUCGCGUGCGUCGUCUUCGUGGCGCUGAGCGUGUGGUACCUGAGACGGACGCCGUUGCAUCCGCUGUCGCCGCUCACGUUCCGCGCCGACGCGGCGAGGCUGCAGCGGUGGGAGGGUUUCAAGAUGCGGGUCAAGUUUGAGCGCCUGCGGGAGAGUUGGGAGCUGCGGGCGCACAGGGAAGCGCUCGCGAGGGCGUUGAAGGAGAAGAGGCGGAUGAAGAAGGGGAAGGCGAUCAAGGGCGACUCGAGGUACGGCAAGGCGAAGCGGCCGCUGCCGCCUCGCGUGGAAGACGCGUGGGGAGAGGAUCCGAAACAGCGGGGUUUACAAAGCGGGCACAACAAACAAAACGGCUCGGCGAUUGCCCCGGGCGGCGACGUUAAGACGACGAUACCCAACCCCACGGUCAGGUCGGCGCAGCGUAGGUUCGAGCGCGCCAUCGCGACUCUCGCGGGCGCCACCGAGAUCGACUCGCACCUCGUCCCGUCGAGCGUGCACGCGUGGCGAGUCGGCCUCGUCGUCGGCAUCGCCGCCGAGGGAAUCACGCUGUGCUCUCUCGCGUUUUUGCGCAACACCUGGUGGGCGCCCGCCGCGGGAAGGGUCGGUCGCGCGAUGGGGAUCAUCUUCGACGCCCCGGUCGCGUACGACCUGGCGUACGCCUCGGCGGCGCUCGUCGUCGUCGCGGUCGUCUCCUCCCAGAUGGCCAGGCCCGUGCGGGGACAGUCGCCGCCGUUUGCGCAACGAGCGAUCAUCGCGGCGCGCCGAAUCCUUUUCCACCGAAAGAAGCUCACCGCGCAGGAGCUCGCCAACGCCAACGCCGAUCGCCGCGCGAGAGGCGAACCCGAGAUUGACGUCUACGGUCGAGAGAUCAAGGGAACGGGUAAGAAGAAGGCGUCUUCGGACAAGUACGAGGUGGGUAAGUUACCCGGUGUUCAAAAGGCGGGUGGUAUAAAAGGUAAAGGCGGCGUGGCGACAGAUGCAAAGGGCAAGGGCGUUUUCGGCGCGGCGGACCCGCACAGGGGCCGACGCACGUGGAGCCGAUCGGUCGUUCGACACCUACCCUCUUGGGCGUGCUGCGUCGGCGGGUCGUGGAGCGCGACCGCCGCGCCGGGCGGCGCGGAGUCGCGUCGCAGGCUAGCCUCCGCCGCGGCGCAGCGAGAGGCGUCCGCGGUGCGCAGGGCUCUCGACGUCGCAGCCGCCGGGCCGUUCCGCGUCGUCGCCCGAAUCGUCCGCGAGUGCGCCCACUUCGUCGGCGAUUUCCACGUGCCCUUGCUGUGGCUGGCGUGCGAGCCGAUGUUCGUCCCCGCGGUGGCCGCGUCCGCCGCCAUGCUGACGUGUAACCACGCCGAUGCCAAAAGGCCGUUUCCGCACCUCGCCCGCGACGACGAGCUGCGAUGUUACGUCGGCCAACACGGGAACCUGAUGUUCGUGGGCGUUCUCACCGCGCUCGUACUCCCGUGCGUCGCGACGUGGUUCGGCGUUCGCGUCGCGCCGAGGCAAGACCUCAGCGCCAGGGAACUGCCGCACUUUGUCGCGCUACGCGUCGGCGCAAGAUGGUUCGCCGCCGUGUUUGCGGUGACGCAAGGAGAGAUUGACAUGACCCGCCGGACACCUCGGGGCGAGUACGGGAUACCCAGCACCCACCACGACGGGUGGAGUCCCACGACGCACUACGGGAAAGACUUCGCGCACCUCGUCGGCCUCGUGCUGACGUGUGCUGCUCUGUUUGCGUUGAACUACGCGUUUCAACCGGUGCGGGGGCGGGUCGGGUCGGCGAUUAAUGGCGGCCGCGGCGCCGCGUACGCGUGCGCGCUUUGGACCGCGCUGAUGGCGUACCGAACCACGUGCGACGCCGCCGCACCCGCGGACGGCGGGAUUCUGCCCGAUGCCGCCGCGAACGGGGCGCUGACGCUGCUGUUCCUCGGUUUAUUUCCCGCCGCGUACUGCGGCUGGGCGCUGACGCACGCCAGGGGUUUGCUCUUCGGGUUCCCCGACUUGAGCCCGAGGGAGAUGCGAAAGCACAAGGACCCGCGCGUUCGCGCCAUGGGGGUGCUGGUGGGCAACGCCACGGACGGUAUCGUGGGCGCGUUCGGGCACUGGGAGGGGCUUGAGCGGCAGGGCGAGCGGGAGAAGCAGGAUCGUAAGACGGGUAACACGCACCUCGUCACGAACGGCGUCAACUACACCCCGGGCGAGGGCCUCUCCGGACUCACGGAGGAGGCCGAGGACGACGUCGCGGAGGAUGCGCUGAUGUGGCAGCUCGUGUUGCAGUCGCACUUUGCGGGGUUUGGAGUGGACGUGGACGUGAGGGUGCACGCGUGCGAGGCUGUCGUCGCCCUCGCUAGGUCGGACGAUGGGGUUAUGUGCGCGCAGCGGUGCCAGCUGACGCCGCUGAUAAAACGCCUCCUCCUGGACCCCACCGACAGCGCGAUCCGGCUCAAGGCGGCCGAGGCGGUGCACGCGCUCGCCAAGAACUUUCGCGGGCAGGCGCUCCUGUGCCAGCGCGACAUCGAGUGUCACCUCGCGUGUAAGCGCCAGCGAAAGCGCGAGUGGUACGAGGCUCUCAUUUACCUCGAGCGAAGGUACCACCGAGUGGCGGCGGAUAUCGCGAGGAUCCAUUACAACAUCGGCCUCUGGCAGACGUACGCGAACAAGUUUUUGCCGCCCGAUCGGUUCAUGCCGCUGGUGGACUGGAACGUCCGCGCGUGGUUGGACGACGGUAAGGGCGGCAUGAUCGACGACAGCGUCUUGGAGGGCGACGAGGACGCGAAGAAGAAGGUGAAGAACCAGCAGUGGGAGCUGGUCAAAGAGGUCUUGUUCGGCAAGGUGGACGAGGAGAAGGCGCGGAAGCGGGACGCCGCCGAGCGCCGCAAGGAGCGCCGGCGUCGUAAAGCCGCGGAGAGGGCCAAACAGGAGGCUGAGAUGACCGUGCCGCAGUGCCUCGCGCAGCUGCUUCUGGACGACGACGAACACGUCGUGGAGAGAGCGGUGAAAGCCGUAGGCGCGAUGCUUCAGGGCCUUCGCGACGCCGGCGGUCGACGCCAACCGCAGGAGGCGGAGCGGCGCAUGCUGCUCAACGCGCGUAAGAUCGCCGGUCCGCUGUACCGACUCGCGGGGCUGUACAGCGCGAGGAAGCUCCCCGAACACGGAGAGGAUGAGGACGCCGCGUUGAAAAACACAUUCGAUAAAAAAGGCGCGACGUACUACGCCGCGGCUCAAAGGGACGAGCGACUCGCGACGGUGUCGGGCGACAGCAGGUCGUCCGGCGGUUCCGUGUCCAGCGCGGGAAGUGGGGACUCGCGAGGGUCGCGCGGGUCGUCGCGCGGGUCCGGCGCCGACGACGACGAGGACGACGACGAGGAAUGGGAGGAGGGCGUGAGGCGGCCGUCGCCUAUGGAUUUCGUUCUCGACGCCCCGGGCCUCAUCGAGAACCUGGUGAUGUGCACCGCGCACGAUUGUUCGCAGGUGCGAUCCGCCGCGCACGAGGUGCUGACCACGACGGCGCAGGAGGACACCGUCGCGACGCUCGCGUUCCGGGUGCUGGAUCUGCUGGAGACGGUGGGCGAUUGGCGCGGGCGGGUCAAAGCUAUCGAAUGGAUCAACCACCUCGUCGCCGGCAGGUUGAAGGAGCUCGCCGAGGCGGCGGUCCAGGCGAACCCCUCGAGCAGCAGGCGAAGCGCGGGCGGCAGCGCCGAGAACGCGCUGUACGCGCUGCAGGGCGGCGACGAGGAUCUCGCGCUCGGUCGCGAUUCCGUCGAUCUCGCCGCGGGCGUAGAGCACGCGCCCGGCGAGCUAGCCGGCGUCGGCACGAUGCUCUCGAGGCACGGCGUCGAGCGAAUCGCGGCGUGUCUGGACGACAGGGACGCCGCGCCGGUUCGCGUCGCGGCGCUUCAGCUUCUUCGUGUCGUGUGGGACACCCUCGCCGCGGACGCUAAGGGCCGCGGGCGCGCCGGCGAGGACGAUGACGCCUUAAACGACGACGACGUCGACGACAGCCGCCUGGCCGUAUUCGAACGCUGCGGCGUCGUCGCCAGGCUCGUCGCCCUCCGCGAAGACGACGACAAGGCCACCACCGUGUACGCCGAUCUGCUCGUGCAGAGGAUCCUUCAGACCGCGGGGCGCGCGGCGGUGGACGCGUUCGACGCCGCGAGCGACGCGCUGCACCCUAGCGAUCUGCACGAGCGGGUCGGCGAUUUGCUCGACGUCGCGCGAGAACGUUCCUCUCGAGGGGGCUCCGACGCGUUCGAUCCGAGUGGGCGCGGGUCGUCUCCCGCGCCGGAUACCCCCGGCCGGUCGGGAGGCGCGUGGUCCGCGCCGGGAUCGCCGGGGGGCACGCCGGGCUCCGGCCGCGGCGUCACCGACGUGGACACCCCUCGAUCCGGUUCCGGUUCUGGUCGUUCCGGCACCGAAAGAACCGGAGCCGGGACGAGAUCUCGCGAUCCCUCGGCGACCACACCCAACGCUAACGCCCUCGCGACCACAUCCGGCGGGUCCUCCUCCGGCAGGCACACCCCGCCGUCCCUCGGCGGCGACGCGGACGGGCGGAGCGACGCGUCCAACCGCUUGUUCGCCGCGCACCGAUGGGACGAGUACGUCCGCGAUAAGAACCCGCCCACGGUGCGAUACCGCCGCGGCGUUCGACCCAAGGAUCGAUUGCGAAGGCACAGGGCGGCGAUGUUCGACGCGGAGGAGGCGGCGAGGAGGGAACCCGGUCGAACCGCGAAGGACGGGCUGGGAAGAUGGGCGCCGUUCGUCGUGACGCGCGGGAAGUUGGUGGAGACUCGCGCUCAGAAGCUUUCGGCCGGGGACGGGGACGAGGACGGGGACGGGGACGGGGAUUGGGACGAAAAGUCGGCACCCGGGGACGGCGGCGGCGGCGUCGAGUUCAAAUCGCGGGUGGUUCGCGCGAGGUUGCCGGUCCGCGCCGCGCCGUUCGCGGGCGCGCCCGUCGCGCCAAUCCGCGCGACUAACGGCGAACCCUCGGGUCCCGGCCCUUCGGCCCCGCCCGUCCGCGGCACGGCUGGCGCGACCGAACGUAAACGCGCCGCGAUCGACCGGCCCACCUGGCGCGAGCGCACGUCCGAGUAUAUCCUCGCCGGGGGCGGCGCGCGCGGGGUGGGUGGCGCGCGGCGCGGCCCGCACGAACGCGGCGUGCUCCGCGACGGCCUCGUCGGGUGGGCUGGCCAGGCGAGCGGUCCCGUGCAGGGGCCGAACGACAUGUUCCCGCACGGAUCGAUCGCGGCGGCGUCGGCGUCGUUGUCGGACGGCGACGGCGGGUCGUUGUCCGGGUCGAUGUCGUCGCGGUCUCGGUCCGCGACGGGGCGGCGCUCGUUCGGGGCGCCGUCGUCGGGGCGGCGGAGGAGGGGCAUGUCGUUUUCGGACGUGGGCGAGGAGGAGGAGGCGGAGGAGGAUCCGCUCGCGGGGCUGGAGGGCCUGGAGGAUCCCAACGAGGUCAAGAAGAAGAAGAAGCGGUUCUUCGGUCUGUUCUGA